Messenger RNA from Miscanthus lutarioriparius, 1035 nucleotides. Lineage: Eukaryota; Viridiplantae; Streptophyta; Magnoliopsida; Poales; Poaceae. The record is from the annotation of a GenBank genome assembly.
AUGGCGAGCUUCGGUACCGCCGGCGCCAGCGCCGCGAACCAGAACCCCAACAAAUCCGUCGAGGUGACUCCGGCGCCUGGGGACUCGGUGUCCAGCCUCAGCUUCAGCCCCAAGGCGAACCACCUCGUUUCUACCUCAUGGGACAACCAGGUUCUGUGCUGGGAGGUCAUGGCUGGUGGGGCGUGCCAAGCGAAGGCCUCCAUUUCGCACGAUCAACCGGUGCUGUGCUCGGCUUGGAAGGAUGAUGGGAUGACUGUUUUCACAGGAGGCUGUGAUAAGCAGGUUAAGAUGUGGCCUCUGCUCUCAGGUGGCCAGCCCACGGCUUUCUCAGGGCAUGAGGCGCCUAUUAAAGAACUCGCUUGGGUGCCACAGAUGAAUCUUCUUGUCAGUGGGAGCUGGGACAAGACUUUGAGGUACUGGGACAUUAGGCAACCCCAACCAGUGCAUGUUCAGCAACUUCCUGAGCGUUGCUAUGCUCUGUCGCUUUCUUAUCCUCUCAUGGUGGUUGGCACUGCUGAUCGCAACAUAAUAGUCUUCAAUCUGCAGAAUCCACAGGCUGAAUUCAAGAGGAUUACAUCACCUUUGAAGCUCCAGACAAGGUGUCUUGCUGCAUUUCCUGAUCAACAAGGUUUUUUGGUUGGGUCUAUAGAAGGACGAGUCGGUGUUCAUCACGUGGAUGAGUCUCAGCAAGGAAAAAACUUCACAUUCAAGUGUCACCGUGAUGGCAAUGAUAUAUACUCGGUUAACUCAUUGAACUUUCAUCCUGUUCAUGGUACAUUCGCUACUACAGGCUCUGAUGGAGGUUUCAACUUUUGGGACAAGGACAGUAAGCAAAGGCUGAAGGCUUUUAAUAAGUGUCCAGCACCCAUCACAUGCAGUACAUUCAAUCAGGAUGGCUCUAUAUUUGCUUAUGCGGUAUGCUAUGAUUGGAGCAAGGGUGCUGAGAAGCACAAUCCUUCUACUGCAAAGACAAAUAUCUUUCUACAUAGUGUACAGGAAUCUGAUGUGAAAGGAAAGCCCCGUGGAAAGAAGUAG